This is a messenger RNA of Corythoichthys intestinalis (scribbled pipefish), 3642 nucleotides long. It is a transcript of the gene plod1a, whose product is annotated as procollagen-lysine, 2-oxoglutarate 5-dioxygenase 1a. Gene Ontology annotation, cellular component: endoplasmic reticulum. Lineage: Eukaryota; Metazoa; Chordata; Actinopteri; Syngnathiformes; Syngnathidae. The coding region runs from base 85 to 2277 and encodes 730 amino acids. Gene Ontology annotation, molecular function: iron ion binding; L-ascorbic acid binding; procollagen-lysine 5-dioxygenase activity. The record is from RefSeq and is a predicted model, not a curated record. Gene Ontology annotation, biological process: peptidyl-lysine hydroxylation. The transcript is spliced from 19 exons.
GCCGGGUCAGCAGGGAAAGUAAUUCCGCACUCUCUUCCAGUCCUUUCCUUUCACACUCCAUCCGUCUGUAAAGCUAUUUUCGCCAUGGAACUUUGGCCGACGCUGUUCCCCGUCCUUUUGUUGUGCACACUCCUUCCUUUAAGCGACUGUGACGAGCAGCGAGUCCCCGAAGAUAAACUUGUGGUGGUGACCGUCGCAACCAAGGAGACUGAUGGCUUCAAACGUUUUAUGAGAUCAGCAAAACAUUUUAAUUACACUGUAAAGGUUCUCGGUCGGGGUCAAAAAUGGACAGGAGGAGAUUACUUGUCUCCUGGGGGAGGUCAGAAAGUGCGAAUUCUGAAAGCAGCCCUGGAAAAAAUGAAGGAUGAAGAUAAAAUCAUUCUUUUUGUUGACAGUUAUGAUGUUAUUUUCGCAUCAAGUCCUAAAGAGCUACUUAAGAAGUUUAUGCAAGCCAAUCACAAGGUGGUCUUCUCCUCUGAGACACUGAUAUGGCCCGACAGACACUUGGAGGACAAAUAUCCACAUGUCCGGGAGGGUAACAGGUUCCUUGGAUCAGGGGGUUUUAUUGGCUACCUUCCCAACAUCAAGGAAAUGGUUGCUGGGUGGGCAGGAGAAGACGGUGACAGUGAUCAGCUGUUUUUCACCAAGAUUUAUAUCGACCCUGAGAAAAGAAAAUCCAUAAAUAUUACACUGGACAGCAAAUGCAGAUUGUUUCAGAAUCUUCAUGGAUCUCUUGACGAAGUGGUCCUAAAAUUUGAGGAGCGACAUGUGCGAGCCAGGAAUUUACUGUAUGAUACUUUACCAGUUAUCAUCCACGGGAAUGGGCCAAACAAGCUUGAACUUAACUACCUUGGUAACUACAUACCAAACACGUGGACAUUUGAGACGGGCUGCACAGUUUGUCAAGAGGACCUACGGCCACUCAGGAACCUUAAAGAAAGUGAAUAUCCUUUGGUGGUGAUUGGCGUUUUCAUCCAGCAGCCCACCCCAUUUGUCACCGUAUUUUUUGAACGCCUGCUGAAGCUUCAGUAUCCUAAAAACAGGCUAAAGCUCUUUAUUUUCAACAAGGAGCCUCAUCACGAGCGUGAAGUCAGGUCUUUCCUGCAGGACCAUGGAAGUCUUUAUCUGGAUGUCAAGUUUGUUGGUCCCGAAGAGGAAAUGGAUGUAGCAGCUGCACGCAAUAUGGGCUUUGAUAUGUGCAGAAAGCAGACAGACUGUGACUAUUUCUUUAACUUGGACGUUGAAGUUGUUUUGAAGAAUGAAAACACACUCAAAAUUCUCAUUGAACAAAACCUGCCAAUCGUGGCACCACUGUUGACACGGAGUGGCCGACUGUGGAGUAACUUCUGGGGAGCCCUGAGCGCAGAUGGCUACUACGCUAGGUCGGAGGAUUACGUGGACCUCGUUCAAGGACGCAGGGUGGGAAUAUGGAAUGUGCCAUAUGUAACCAGCGUGUACCUGAUGAAGGCCAGCCUCCUUCGCUCAGAGCUCUCAGACGGUGAUCUUUUUCAUUCAAAUUCCUUGGACCCAGACAUGGCCUUUUGCCAACAUGUGCGAAGCAAGGGAGUCUUCAUGUAUGUAACAAACAUGGAAACUUUUGGCCGCAUCCUAUCAACAGACAACUGUCAGACCAGUCAUCUGCAUAAUGAUCUGUGGCAAAUCUUUGAAAAUCCAGAGGACUGGCAAGAGCGCUACAUUCAUGAGAACUACACGCACAUUAUGAAAGAUAAACUCAUUGAAACUCCCUGCCCUGAUGUAUACUGGUUUCCAAUUUUCAGCGAUGUUGCUUGCAACCACUUGGUUGAAGAAAUGGAACACUUUGGGAAAUGGUCAGGAGGCGGUAAUAAGGACAACCGAAUCCAAGGCGGCUAUGAAAAUGUCCCUACCAUUGACAUCCACAUGAAUCAAGUCAACUAUGAUAAGGAAUGGCACCAGUUUUUACUGGAGUACAUUGCACCGAUAACGGAGAAAAUGUAUCCUGGGUACUACACUAAGGCUCAUUUUGACUUGGCCUUUGUAGUUAGAUAUAAACCCGAUGAGCAGCCAUAUUUGAGGCCACAUCACGACGCCUCCACAUUCACUAUAAACAUAGCACUCAAUCAGAGGGGGCCUGAUUACCAGGGUGGAGGAUGCAGGUUCCUCCGCUACGACUGCUCCGUCGAGGCUCCCCGUAAAGGAUGGGCCCUCAUGCACCCUGGCCGCCUCACUCACUACCACGAAGGACUGCCCACCACAGCUGGCGUUCGCUACAUCGCAGUGUCAUUUGUGGACCCUUGAACUUCCACAUAGGACAGACACUUACAAGAAGUAUAUUUAAGGUGCAUUUGAUGAAAUUGGGUGCUAUUGACAGCAAUAGACGUCCAAACUAGGCAUGUGCCAGUAUAUUCUGAUGGAAUGAUAACCUUAAGCCAAAAUAUCACGUUUUCACAGAAUCAUGAUAUUGCAAUUACAGCUCUAUAGAGAUAUUUUUGUUAAAAAAAAACAACAAAAACUUUUUCCAUUGAACAGGAUUUUUAUUUUUCAAAACAUAUUUGCAAAUUGGAACAUAAGUAUGAUUUUUAAAGUUAAAAUAAAUUUCAAAAAAUAACAAAAUUUUAUAAAAUAAAAUAAAUUCUGUCCUUUAGGUGAGUCUAAACCCACGGCCACAGCUCAACAUUAUUACCAUCACUACAAAAAUAAUUGAAUUAUCUUCCAUAAAAAGCACGUGUGUAAGACUCUUAUCAUGUUUUCAUUAUACACACACUCUUUCUCAACAGACAGUUGCCUGGUAGAAAAAACAAAACAAAACACAUUUUACCACCGCUAGACACACUAAACACACUGGAGUUAACUCUUGUAGCUGGUGGGAAAUGCUCAUGACAACCUUUAAUUCUGUAUAAAUGCAAAAUCAUUUUGGAAGUAUUGCCUCCUCGGCAGCCACCCUCCGCAAACAUGGUUUACAUGUCGUUUGACCCUCCUCACUUAAGCCGCCGUCUGUAACUUUUCUGUAGCAGAAGUUUUCCCAUACCAGCGAUUUUGUUUUCUGUGAUGGGGGAAAAAAUUCAGGAGUUUCACCUCCUCCAGCCAUUAUGUAGCACAGCCGACUCACCGACACUGAGCAACAAGCGGUGGGGGAGGGCUGAGCGUGGGAUUUCUCCAUGCAUUUAUAGGACAUUAAAAAAAUAGCUAAUACCUUAAGGACAGUAUGACGGAAAAUUUGAAACCUUGACGUUUUCAUACCACGGUAUACCUUGAAACCAGUAAUCGGCACAUGUCUAGUCCAAACAGUUUGAAUUUGAAGGGCUGGCAGCGUAUAAACAUGCUUUCAUUGGCUGCCAGUUCAAACGGAUUGGAUGUCUAUCGCUGUCAACGGCAGCCAAUGGCUUAAGCAUCACAGCAGGUGUUGACAGCGUCACGGUUUAGCCAUGAGUAGCAUUUUAAAACACAAAAAGGGAACUUGGUCCAUGAAUAUCAGAUUGUACAUAUUAGAGUUUACGACCCAUGGCUGAACUGUCAUCCCAGUUACGUAUUUAUUUUUUCAUAUCAUGUGUGAAUGUUGCCCGAGAUUUUGUAGUUUUCAUGGUGGCCGUAUGGAGCAAAUGUCUUUGAUACCAAUUGGCACAUUGACUGUCUAACAGUCUGGAUCAAUAAAGCAUCUGUCAA